AUGUCCGCAGCCCCGCGCCCCGCGGCCCCGCGCCCCGCCCCGGGGCCCCGCAAGCCCGCCCCGCGGAGCCUCAGCUGCCUCUCGGACCUGGACGGCGGCGCGCGGGGGGAGCCGCGGCCCUGCCGGCGCCCCGAGAGCCCGGGCGGCGAGCCCGGCCUGCGGCCCAGCCUCCAGCGGCGGGCGCGCUCGCUGCCCAGCUCGCCCGAGCGCCGCCAGCAGGGCCCCCGCGCGCCGGGCAGUGCGUGCCGGCCGGGGUGCAGCCGGCAGCUCCGCGUGCGCUUCGCCGACGCGCUGGGCCUGGAGCUGGCGCAGGUGCGGGUGUUCCACGCGGGCGACGACCCGGCCGUGCCGCUGCACGUGCUGUCGCGCCUCGCCGUCGGCGCGGACCUGUGCUGCGGCCGCCAGGACGCGGAGUUCACCCUGCGCUGCCUCGUGCCCGACUUCCCGCCGCCCGUCGAGGCCCCGGACUUCGCCGAGCGCCUGCGGCGGCAGCUCGUGUGCCUGGAGCGCGUCACCUGCUCGGACCUGGGCGUGCGCGGCUCGGUGCGCGUGUGCAACGUGGCCUUCGAGAAGCAGGUGGCCGUGCGCUACACCUUCUCCGGCUGGCGCAGCGAGCACGAGGCGGCGGCGCGCUGGCGCGGGCCGGCGGGCGCGGGCGGCGCGGAGGACGUGUUCGCCUUCGGCUUCCCGGUGCCGCCCUUCCUGCGCGCGCUCGGCUCCCGCGUGCACUUCGCGCUGCGCUACCGCGUGGCGGGCGCCGAGUACUGGGACAACAACCUGGGCCGCGACUACAGCCUCACCUGCCGCGACCACGCGCUGCGCAUGCCGCGCGGCGAGUGCGAGGAGAGCUGGAUCCACUUCAUCUGAGCCCGGCCCGGCCCCCCGCGCCUUGCGCCCUGACCUCGCCUCCCGCCUCCCCCCCGUCCCAUCUUCUACUUGAAAUGCCCGCGUCGCUCGGUCUCCGUGGACCUCAGGCGGCCGGGAGGCCGAGUGUGCAGUGGGGGGCGCGUCUGGGCGCGUGGGUCGGGCGAGGGUGCCCGGGCAGGCCGGGGGGAGGCCUGCGCCUGCCUGGUGGGAGAGGGCGCGGGCGUUGCAUGUGCCCUGCAUGCGCCUCUGUGAAGAUGGCUGUUCCUUGUUGUAAGCGUCGUGAUGUCGGGCCCGCUGCCCAGGUGGGGCCUCCUCAGGAACAUUCUGUGUUUAAUGAGCUGAGAAAACCCGUCUUGUGUGUUUGUCCCGAUUGUAAACCACGUGCGGCGCGGCCCCGUCGUGGUCGCUGGAGGCCGUCCUGCCCCGGCCGGGAGAGCUGAGCCCGUGCGCGUGUGCCUGAGUCUGGGGACUGCCACUGGGAGACGACUCGUGGGCAGGAGGCCGGCCCCAGCGGCUGCGGAGUCCAGCGGCCCUGGGGCGCGGGGGGCGACUCCCACAGCAACAGCCAGAAAGGAGAUGCCUCCUACUUUCAAACCAGCAAGAGCAACUCCCUCUGCGACCUCUCUUCACCAUGUACCUCUUGUACCUGUUUGACAGUCACGCAUCUGCAGCGCAGGCCUUGGUUUAGGUUGAACCUACCUAAACAUGUCAAGAAAUUCUGCCUUAAUUGCAUUGUGUUCAGGCAACUUCAGGCCACAAGGGCCUUUUGCAAUUACCUUUUGGGUGAUCAAGUUGACUCUUUUAUGUCAGAAGGGUCCAGCUGUCAUCUCUGAGGCGUUACUAGCAAGCGGAAGAAGCAGGUGUCCUCAGCAAUAGCCAGAGUGCUGCAGGAAAAAUAAUUCACAGAGACUUUUUGUUUUAAUUGUGUUGAUGGUUGAUUGCCCUGUUUUAUCAGUCUCCUGCCAACUUUCAUUCCCUGUGCCUUCAGAUAGGAGAGUUUUUAACAUUCUCUGGACUGGUUUUCCAGUCUUAAAGUGUUAAAUGCUUUUCUUCCUUUCUAGAGCCAAGCACUCAAGGCCAUUGUCCCUGCAGGGCACAGCAGUGACUAAAAACUCCAGCAAGGGACUGGCGAUUUCGUCUGGUGCUGUGCGGUGAUCUCUCUGAGGAAGGUGCUAGCACUGAGGUAUGAAAACCCAGCCGAGAAGGACACGGUCCCCAACCUGUGAAGUUGAUUUGUAGCUGAAACCGUGGGGUCCAUUUUGUGAUAACGGUUCCCAGUGAGCAAUUUUGAAAUGCGUAUUGACAUUUGUCAAUUCAAGAUUUUAAGGAUGUGUUUUGCCUUUUAACCAGUUUGGCUUUCUUUUUCUUAAUUGCAACGCCUGUGUUUUUAAAACUAUGAAUAGGAUGGUUUUCUUGGGUAUCUGCUGAUCUAAGACAAUGCAUUUUGAUUGGAAAUACUGUGAUCAAAGGGAACAAUUUGGCCACUAGCAGCGGGUACUACAUUGACAUGCAAGAGCCCGAGAAGCCUGGUUGCACUUCCUGCUGUUCAGCAAAUGGUCCAAUUAGGUCAGCGAGCUGGAGGGCCUGGGCGGUUGGGCCCUCGACCCAGCCCAGAAUGUCCUGAGUGUUCAGGUACGAGAGUUUGAGCUGCCAGAUGUUCUGCAGUGGAAAGGCAUGUCGAGACUCCAGGUGAAGUCAUGUGCUAACAAGGUUCUGGUCAUGGACUCUGAAGUAAGUGUUCUAGCUUCAAUACUAAGAGAACCUCAACGUGCCUUUUGCAAAAGACCAACAUUUGAAACCGAAAAGCUGAAUUUUACAGAAGCUGUGGAAUCGCUUAAAAACUGUCACACCCUAAAACAGUUAUAUUGCCUAGGUGUUAAAAUUCUGUAGCUAUUGUACAAUUACUGGGUGGUCUCUCCAAACAUAUUUAUGCCUGUCAUUUAAGAUGGUUUCACUCAAGCCUGAAUAUUAAAGUGUAUGUGCACAAGCUGCUAGCUGAAGUGUUUUUCUUGUGAUCUAAUUACAGACACCAGGAUUUUUAGAAACUUCUUGAUUGUUUAAGUCAUUUCACACAUAACUUUGAUCCUUUUGCAAACACUUAAAUUUAAUGCCUUGCCCUCCCCCCAAGAGUGUGGGAUUAUAUGUCAUUUCAGUAGCAGGGUUGUGGAUGACUUUGAGAAACAGAAAUACAGUCUCUUCUCUCAGAUCUGUAUAGCAUGUGAAUAAAUUCUAAGGAAAUAUAGGGAAUGGGAUAGCGUGUAAGUUACAAUGCUUAUUAAGCCCUACUGUAAGGGCAG
Talpa occidentalis (Iberian mole) is the source of this 3164-nucleotide messenger RNA. RefSeq names its product protein phosphatase 1 regulatory subunit 3D (gene PPP1R3D). The record is from RefSeq and is a predicted model, not a curated record. Gene Ontology annotation, molecular function: glycogen binding; protein phosphatase 1 binding. Gene Ontology annotation, biological process: regulation of glycogen biosynthetic process. Lineage: Eukaryota; Metazoa; Chordata; Mammalia; Eulipotyphla; Talpidae. Bases 1 to 867 code for a protein of 288 amino acids. Gene Ontology annotation, cellular component: protein phosphatase type 1 complex. The transcript has a single exon.